This is a messenger RNA of Punica granatum (pomegranate), 1095 nucleotides long. The record is from RefSeq and is a predicted model, not a curated record. NCBI's taxonomy places the organism in Eukaryota, Viridiplantae, Streptophyta, Magnoliopsida, Myrtales, Lythraceae.
AUGGCGGAUCUAGUUCGGGUUGUUAAGCCUCCUGAUGCAAUCAGGCAAAUACGCAAGAACUGCUACCGCGUAAGGGAGAUUAUAUUUGAGACUGACAUUAAGUACUACCCCCUCAAGCCCAUUGGAAGAGGAUCUCACGGCGUGCUUUGUGCCGCGCUCAAUCUGGAUACAAAUGACAAGGUCGCGAUCAAGAAGAUCUCCAAUGUGUUCAAGGACCCCAAAACUGCUGUCAACACCCUGAGGGAGCUGAUGAUUCUGAGGCAAAUCCAGCACGAGAACAUCAUCGCCCUCAAGCAUGUCAUGUUGCCAAGCCAGAGGACGAGGUUCGAGGAUGUUUAUUUGGUCUUCGAGCUCAUGAAGACCAGCCUGCACAACUAUAUCCAAACCAGAAAGCAGUUAUUCGAGGACCAGAUUAGGUACUUCAUCUUCCAGAUACUGUGCGGCCUCAACUACCUGCACUCAGUAAAUGUCCUCCAUCGGGAUCUGAGGCCCAGCAACAUCCUCGUCGACUCCAACUGUCGCCUGAAGAUCUGCGACUUUGGUCUCUCGAGAGCAACAGCUCGACGCGAUUCCAAGUUCAUGAACCCGUGCAUUGGAGCUCCAUGGUACCGUGCACCGGAGCUCCUCUUGGGCAACAACAAUUAUGGACCUUCCAUCGACGUUUGGUCCAUUGGAUGUAUCUUCGCAGAAUUGCUCGGGCGAACACCUAUCUUUCCCGGAAGCGACCCCCUGAACCAGUUGCAGCGCAUAAUCAGCAUGCUUGGGACCCCUGGAGAAGAAGAUCUCGACUUCAUCCAGAAUGAAAAAGCAAGAAGAUAUAUCAAGUCCCUGCGUUACUCCAAUGGCACCCGUCUCUCAAGUCGCUUUCCCAAAGCGGAUUCCACGGGCUUGGACCUGCUUGAGAGUAUGCUCCUGUUUGAUCCAAACAAGAGGAUUACUGCUGCUGAGGCACUCAACCACCCUUACAUGGCACCCUAUUUUGAUCCGAGUACUGUCCGUCCCGCCCAGUUCCCUGUGGAGCUCGAUGUGGAGAAGGAUAUGGAGAAGACUGCGAUAAGAGAGAGGAUCUGGCAGGAGAUUCUUCACUUUCAAUAG